This is a messenger RNA of Octopus sinensis (East Asian common octopus), 3041 nucleotides long. Its product is annotated as protein BUD31 homolog. Gene Ontology annotation, cellular component: nucleus; spliceosomal complex. The record is from RefSeq and is a predicted model, not a curated record. Gene Ontology annotation, biological process: mRNA splicing, via spliceosome. Bases 149 to 583 code for a protein of 144 amino acids. The transcript is spliced from 4 exons. Lineage: Eukaryota; Metazoa; Mollusca; Cephalopoda; Octopoda; Octopodidae.
UUGCGUGAGAACGUGACUUGAAGCUACUUCCGGCCAAUUGGAAUUGUACGAAUAGAUUUACUGUUGUAUUUGUACACAUUAAAAUAACAUAGAAACAUAACACUUGUAGAAAUUAUUUUAAACACUCAAAACACAAGUUAAAACAGCUAUGCCUAAGGUAAGAAGGAGUAAAAAGUCUCCCCCCGAAGGCUGGGAACUUAUUGAGCCAACACUAGAUGAGUUAGAACAAAAAAUGCGAGAAGCGGAAACUGAACCACAUGAAGGAAAGAGGAAAGUUGAGGCUUUAUGGCCAAUUUUCAGAAUUCACCAUCAGAGAUCACGUUAUAUUUAUGAUCUUUUCUACAGACGACAUGCCAUUAGUCGAGAACUCUAUGAAUAUUGUUUACGAGAAGGUAUAGCAGAUAAAAAUUUGAUUGCUAAAUGGAAAAAACAGGGCUAUGAAAAUCUUUGUUGCUUGCGUUGUAUUCAAACCAGGGAUACUAAUUUCCAGACAAAUUGUAUUUGCCGUGUUCCAAAAAGCAAACUAGAAGAGGGCAAGAUUGUGGAAUGUGUACUAUGUGGUUGCCGGGGAUGUUCUGGAUGAUUCUAUUUACAAUUGAAAAAUAACACAGUUUUAGUAGAUGAUCUAAAUGUGACUGGACAACAGAUUUCUCCAUCCUUCUUAAAUAUAUUUUCAUCAACACAUUUUUCAACUUAAACUUCAAUGUCUUCAUUGGAUUUUGGCAUUUUGUUAUAAAUUCUAAAACAUUUUAAGGAAUUUUUUAUAAAACCAAAAGGAUCAACUCAUUAUGUACGAUUAUGUAUGCAAGAGGAUAAAAUUCUGUAUCUUGAGAUUGUCAAUGUCUUACAUCUAAAAUUCAUGGGGUCUUUCUAAAUUCUUGAAUUUUCUUCUCUUCUAGCUCAUACAAUACAUGAUUUUUUUUUUCCCAAAGAAGCUGGUUGAAGUGCUCUUGGUUAUAAUAUUUAAAUAAAGAUAGUAUUAGACUAGUAAAUUCAAUAUCCACUAGCAAAUAUUUUAUUUUAGUUUAAAAUGUUCUUUCACUCUUAAGUUAUUUUGUGAGCCAAAAAAUUAGACUUGUCAUGUAUGGUAGAAUUAUAAGUUGAGAAUAUUAAAAUUUUUACUUUGGUUAUUUAAUAUCCAGAUUGUAAAAAAAAACAGUGAAAAUUUCUCAGUCAAUAUAUGUUAGGUGCAAAAUCAUAAUCUGCUGAAUGAAAACAGUUAUAAAUCCUUCACUCUUUUUCUCCUGUCUGCUCAUCUGGAAAGCUACAUGAUAUUUACACACUUUUUACAACUUCAAUGCCAUUACAGUAGAUGAAAAAAAAAAGAUGACAUUAAACUUGAAUCCUAGAUUGAAGGUAGCAAAUCAGCAGAGUCACUAGAAUGUUAGGUAGAAUGUCUAGCAGUGUUCAUUCCAAAUCUCUGCACACUGAGUUCAAAUCCUACUGAGGCCAACUUUGCAUUUCAAAGUUGAUAAAAAUGAACCAGUCUGGACAGUGCAUUAGUGGAUUGGUGAAACAGUUAGUUGUUGAGCAAGAUACAGAUCUUUUCUAUUUGGCUGCCACUUUGCAAUUUCUUCAAUUUUUGGUCCAAUUGAUUUCAUAUUUGGUGUAUUGCUCUAGUUUUGUAAAGGAAUAAUUGUCAUGAAAUUCAUUUUCACCAUAAAUCAAUAAAUAAAGAGUUAAUAGCUUUUAAAGUUUGCAAACUUUGAGUAAUUUUAGCCAGUCGAAAACCACAGAUGUAAUAGGUGCCUGUUUCCAUAGUAACAAACCACACUGCUUACCAUGUGUUCUUUUUGUCACUUAUUAAAUGCUUAUAACACAUAUGGUAUAAGGUGUGCUAAAAAGGCCUUAAAUUACACACUUUUUUUUUGGCAAGGUUGGGGUGGUUGCAUAAUCAUAUGAAUUCCUGUGUGUAGAAUACAAAUUUGCAAAAAUUCUCUGAAAAUUCCAAAAAAUAAAAAUGCUAUGAGGGAUUAUAUGAUGUGUGUAAAGCAGAAUUCCACCAAUAUUUUAUUUGUUCACAGUUGACAAUAUGUGCAGUCAUGCACACAAUGACAGUCACCAAAUCCUGUUUUCUAACACGAUAAAAAUUAUCAAACUUUAAACCUCUUUAGAUUUAAAAAAAAAAUUUCUGGAAAAAGUGAAUUAUCUCUUGAGAUUCAGCAUGGAAAAUUACAUCAAUGGGCCAAAUUAUAAAAUUUUUACUAAGCUUCAAAAUUUCCACAGAUCUUGUUUCAGCUGUUCACAUUCUGACAGUAAUACCUACAACAACACUGAUCCCAAGCUGUAUUGGCCCAAGUCUGUAACCUUUCACUUGGAUAAACAUUAGUAUUGUGGAGCUGGUAAACCUGCAUGCAUUGACAACUACCAAUCUUCUUCCAGAAGUCUUGCCCAACUCUGUGCAUACAUGUACUGAUGUAUUGUUAACCCUUGCCAAUGGAGGCCCUAUUGUAUAUUUAUUCAGUAUAUUUUCACAAUAAAUCCUAUCAGCUUUAGACUUUUGCCAAAGUUCAUCUGCAGGUUAUUAGAAGAUAAAUAUCCUCUCCUUUUUUGUUAAGUCACAGUUAUGAUCCCAGAAAAAAAAUAUUUAAAAAUAGACAUUCUGAAAGAGAAUCAGAAUGUUUUUUAAAGAGUUAGAUAUUCAAAUAGAUGAGAAACUUUCUAUUCAUCCAAGUUCCUAGUUAACAGGAUAACCAAAUCUUAGUAAUCAGAACUAAUGCCAGCAAAAAGUUUGCUUUUAGUUUUAUGCACAAUUUCAACACUGAUAAUAUCAUUGGUUUCCCUAAAUUAAACACCAAAUCUGGCUUUAUUAAGUAAAACUGGUUGGUAAUUUUCUGUGCUAUUUUAGCAUUAUAAUAAUUUGAAUACAACAAUAUUGUAGGCACAAACUUACAUCAGAUAUUAAUUACAAGUGAAGUGUCAAAUACAAGUUUCUUUGCUAGCCACUUCAUCCUUUCAUUACCAACCUAGCUGAAACCAGCUCUGUGUACAAAUGUCUUGUUUUUCAUAAGUUUUGAAUUAAAAUCUUUCACCAAACCUUA